Messenger RNA from Aureobasidium vineae, 1350 nucleotides. The record is from the annotation of a GenBank genome assembly. NCBI's taxonomy places the organism in Eukaryota, Fungi, Ascomycota, Dothideomycetes, Dothideales, Saccotheciaceae.
AUGAAGUACGGCCACGAAUACUCACAGCUGCUGGCUAGUGAAGGAUUCCCUGAGGCAUGGGUUUCUUCUGCUAUCUCCUAUCGGCUGCUNAAAAAGUCCAUCAAAAAGGUUGAGCAAGAAUUAAGCGCCCUUGGUCUGGACGCUUCGACACUGCAACAUCUGCACAGCGAAUUUGGAGUAGAAGCGCCAGGAGACAGAGUCGGCUUGCGUUUUGUACCGGAAUUAUGGGUCGCUGUCGAUGGUGACAGUGGAGAGUUCCUGGAUGCGCAUCUGACCGAGGAUACAAAGCAGUACUUUAUCUGGUUGGCUCAGAACAAUGACCAGCAAAUCAUCCUGGAGAGACGUGCUAGUCAGAUCUCACACGGAAUCAAUGGUGCUUCACCAUCCGAGCAGGAACAGUCUAACGCUUCGAUUCGCGCAUCUUCGGCCGAGAACGGCGCUCAAUGGGCUCAUGUCCACUUGCACACGGCAGCAAAUUUCUUCAACCUACUUGGUCCAAAACUGGCACAACUGGACGUUAUUCAGCACACGGAAGAGAGGCGCUUGGAAUCGAAGAUUGUGGAGCUGAGCACCGAAGUCACAGCACUCACCGAACCUGGUCAUCUGAAAAAUGGCAAAUUCAAGGCUAAAUCGGAUGUCACCAUUUGGCGCCAGAUUCUAGCCUUGUACGUGCAGCAUGCCAUAUUCUUCUCACCAUACGAAAGGGACCGCGGAUCGCGUAGCUUUGACCAAGCAAAGUCGCAUCUCGAGCUCUUCUCCAAGGAUCUAGUAGACCAGGGGCUUGUCAAGAAGUUCAGAGAAAGAUCGAGCAGACGUGCCUUCGAUCACUUCGUGGCCAUCAAUCUCGACAUCCUCAAGGCCAUGCGCUUUCAAGAACUCAACAUGGAAGCCGUACGUAAGAUCCUCAAGAAGUUUGACAAGCGAACUGCUCUAGGAGCGACAAAAGCCUAUCAGGGUCAUGCGCUUAGUGGCCCCUUUGCUAAGUCAGUUGCAACGGACAUGUGUGCAGCAAUGUCUCAGCAAGUGGUCACCAUUGUGCCGCAGCUAGAUGACUACAGCUGUCCUGUCUGCUACAAUAUCGCAUGGAGACCGAUUCGGCUUGAUUGUUGCAACACAGUCUUUUGUAUUCGCUGCAUGAUCGAACUACAGAAGUCGGCCUCCAAAUGUCCUAUGUGCAGGUCGACUUCAGUCAUCACUGCAGACUCGGGUUCCAUCGAUCAGCAACGAGCAGAUUAUCUGGUUAGGUACUUUCCACAUGAAGUCAAGGAGAAACAGAAGGCGAAUGAGCUUGCUAUUGCGAUCGACAAGUAUGGCCCAGACUAUCAGAAAGGGCCUUGCUGCGUUAUGUGA